UUGUAUCAUAAUUAUCAUAAUAUCAAUAUUCUAUGAUUGACAUUUGUGGAGUGGUGUUUACAAAACAAAUUGAAACUUUCGCAAAAGUAUCAAUUUUAUUCUAAUUUAGUUUAACAUAAAAUGUCUGUUAUAGUUAUAGCAAUAGCAUCGGAAAGUGGCGUACCUAUUUUUUCUAAGAAAGCUGGCAACAAUGAAAAUAUCCAGUUUUCUACAAUAGCUUCCCUACAUGGGAUUAACAUGUUUACAAAAUGUCACAACCUGCAAAUGAUCAAUACUCUAGUUGAUAAUGGAACAAUACUGUGGAAAGAAUAUUGUAAAAGUGUCACAUUAAUUGGAAUUGCGACUGGGGGGCUUGAGUGUGAUUUAGAACUCCUUCUAUCUUGCAUUCACGAUGUCAUGGUUUUUUGCAUUGGUAAGAAAGAAUUGGAAAACUUGAAGAAUUUAGACCAAAUAAAGAGGGAUCUGAGACAAUGUUAUCCAAUAUUGGAUUAUUUAUUGGAGUCUUUAGAUCCAAAUUUGGUACCUCGAUCAACAAUUGUUCUGGAUUUUAUUCAGAGCAUCUUGUGUCCCCAGGCACAACAAUUACAGCAAGUAUUAGACAAUUAUGCACAAAGUGUGACUGGAAGAUGGGCAUGCCUGACAAUACAUGGACACUUAGUAGCUACAAGUUCCGAUUUCUGUGAACUGGAUCCAAGAGAAACAAGGUUACUGUUAUUACUUGCUGCAGCACAAGAUGGGGCCCCAUUGAGGGAUACAUUAGUAUAUUUGCAGCACAUGAGUCCUAAUGUAGCAUUCAGAGCAGUAACAUGCAAGUUAUUGGCAGAUGUUUAUGUUUUGGUGAUUUGCGGAGCAACACCUGCUUUGUCACAGAUAGACGAGUUAGUUCUGCAAGUCUGGGAGGGCUAUGCACAGGUUAUAAAGGAAGCUAAACUGGUUUACCCAAGGAACUUUCCCUUGAGCGUAAAUUUUGAUACAGCUUUAUUGGGAUUACUCGUGAUAAAUGUCAGUAAAAGACGCUGCGUGUUUUCGCGGCACCUCCACUCCAACCAGAAAAGCAGAGCCAUGUCCGGCGUGCACAGAAUUGAUAUUCUUAGAACGUUCUACGUGACCACCGCGAAAGAUUUGGCACCGGAGUUGAAACUUGCGGAAGGGGAUGAAAAAGAAACAGAUGCCGCUGUCAGUGAGACAUACUGGUGCUCGGAAUACCAUAAAUGUCACGCUCAGAGAGCCGGAAAUCUACUAUGUUGUGCACUGUAUGCGCCCACCGUACCAACGCAUACAAUGAGGUUAUUAACCAGUCAAAUACUCCAGGACUUGUCAACAAAUAAAGAGAUUUAUUGGUGACCUAGAUUAAUUUGGUCUACUAGAUCUAAGCGAAAGGUUCGGGGGCCUAAAGUGGGGACAGCGUGAGUCCUUAAAAUGUCCUGCGAAAGGAUUUUCCACCCGCACUACCGAUUUUAGGAUUUGCAGGUUCCUCUGCUUUGCGGCGAACUGUUUGUUGGAAAUAAUUAAAAGUAUGUAACCCUUUUAACGAACGAUUUACGUCAUUAAAAACUUUCUUUGGAUAUUUCGCUCAAUUUAAUAGCAAAUAACGGGAUUCUCCAUGCAAAUGUAUUUCCCCCGUUUUCUCCGUGGAUAAUGCUUCUAGAGCAAUAUUCAUCUUUUCUGUCGAGAGGACUCAAAGACAAUUAUGAAAAGAAAAAACUUGAAAGAAAGUAAAAGAAACCUAGCCGUAAUCUUUCAACAAAUUUUGGAUGAGAAUACACGGAAAUACGAAAAGUCAAUCUCGUCAAAUUUUUAUGGGUAAAAUCAGAGCGACUGACUUGCAUUUGUCCCUACUCCCAUCGCACUCUACGGUGGAAGACAAGAGAAAUUCACAAAUCAUACGUUUGCCUUAGCGCGCGUAAUAGUCGCGUCUCAACGAACUUUCUUCGAUCGAUUCGAGAUAUGUUAGUUAAGUAAUAGAUAGCUUAACUAUUGCUAUCGGAACAAAUCCGUCCAGAAUAUUGUGAUUGUGUAAAUAAAUGAAAAUAAAUUUUAAUUAAAAACA
Pararge aegeria (speckled wood butterfly) is the source of this 2050-nucleotide messenger RNA. It is a transcript of the gene fy, whose product is annotated as protein fuzzy homolog. The coding region runs from base 121 to 1344 and encodes 407 amino acids. The transcript is spliced from 8 exons. The record is from RefSeq and is a predicted model, not a curated record. Gene Ontology annotation, biological process: vesicle-mediated transport; non-motile cilium assembly. NCBI's taxonomy places the organism in Eukaryota, Metazoa, Arthropoda, Insecta, Lepidoptera, Nymphalidae.